Myripristis murdjan (pinecone soldierfish) is the source of this 955-nucleotide messenger RNA. Its product is annotated as COP9 signalosome complex subunit 9. The transcript is spliced from 3 exons. The record is from RefSeq and is a predicted model, not a curated record. NCBI's taxonomy places the organism in Eukaryota, Metazoa, Chordata, Actinopteri, Holocentriformes, Holocentridae. Bases 138 to 344 code for a protein of 68 amino acids.
UUGACCGAGUUUUCACCUCGGUAUUAUUUUCAUCUGGCGCCGCGUAUAAUUUUCGCCACCGCUAUCGCUAGCUAGCAAAUCCGUAGGAGUGUGACAUUGAAGUGGACGAAGAAAAAGGACCGUCGUCUGAUUCAUCUAUGCCACUAAAGGAUCAGUCAAACUCGACCGCCAUGAAGCCAGCAGUUGACGAGAUGUUUCCUGAGGGUGCCGGGCCCUACGUGGAUCUGGACGAGGCUGGGGGAAGCACAGGACUGCUGAUGGACCUGGCUGCAAAUGAAAAGGCAGUUCAUGCAGACUUCUUCAAUGACUUUGAGGACCUGUUUGAUGAUGAUGACAUCCAGUGAGAGCUUCCCAGAUCAUCAGUAUUUGUAGAGAUGGAUGAUACUCACAGAACUCCAUGUCUUUUUUUUGUUGUUGUUUUUUUUUUUUGGGAAGACAAACUAGCCAUUGACAGUGUAAUGACAUACAAUUUCCUUUCAUAGGUGUCCUAGUUUUAGGCUUUUAAAACAUUCUUAAAAAGCUGCCACUGGCUCCAGAUGUUGUGAAAUUCUUAAGAUCCCAAGGAUUCCUCCAUAUACGGUAUGUUAAAAUUAUGAGCUUCUAUCGUGCUCAUGCCUUCAACUGCUUCCAGACUGGAUUGCAGGUUUCCGUGUGCUGGAGAACACCUGUUAGAGGCACAUUUUGAGGGUAAUUAUAGAUAUGAUGGCAGAACCUCCUAUGCUGUCAACCUUAAACACACUGCAGAUGACAUAUGAGAAAUGAUGGUUUACUAAAAUGGCUCAAAUUAUUUGUAAUACCACAUAUAAUAGUCAAAUAUAUGUUUGGUUUUGACAUCUACCAUGUGUCGUGUUUGUUCAUGACAUUGUACAUAUGUAUAGUUGCAUCCUUGUCAAUAUGUUUGUGGAUGAUUUGUAUGUGUGAAGCAGAGGAAAAAAUAAAUGUGCUUUAUAAAUGA